Messenger RNA from Lethenteron reissneri (Far Eastern brook lamprey), 2328 nucleotides. RefSeq names its product very-long-chain (3R)-3-hydroxyacyl-CoA dehydratase 2-like. Gene Ontology annotation, biological process: sphingolipid biosynthetic process; fatty acid elongation; very long-chain fatty acid biosynthetic process. Gene Ontology annotation, molecular function: 3-hydroxyacyl-CoA dehydratase activity. Gene Ontology annotation, cellular component: endoplasmic reticulum membrane. Lineage: Eukaryota; Metazoa; Chordata; Hyperoartia; Petromyzontiformes; Petromyzontidae. The record is from RefSeq and is a predicted model, not a curated record.
GGUCCCUCUCCAUUCUUACACACAGUCCCAACGCUUACUCACCACGGACACACGGCUCCAACACUGACUCACACCACGGACACGACCACAACACUGACUCACACCACGGACACACGACCACAACACUGACUCACACCACGGACACACGACCACAACAUUGACUCACACCACGGACACAUGGAACCAACACUGACUCACACCACGGACAGACGGCUCCGACACUGACUCACACCACGGACACACGACCACAACACUGACUCACACCUCGGACACAUGGAACCAACACUGACUCACACCACGGACACACAGUCCCAACGCUGACUCAUACCACGGACACAUGGAACCAACACUGACUCACACCACGGACACACGACCACAACACCGACUCACAACACGGACCCACGGCCACAACAUCUACGAAUGGAUCACAGAAGUUCUGCGGUGCCUCCAACCGAAGGCUUCCUUUGAACACCACGUGGCACGCUAUUCUGCGAGAGAUCCACCGGUCGAACAAUCGGAACGUACAGGAGGAGCCCCUUGAAUAUGGCGAUGGAUCGUGAUGUCGGGGGUGAUGCUGAAGCACGCGCUGCUGCAGGGCACCGUGCGCGGCGUCUAUCGCAGUGUCGAAAAGCCGCUCAAGCUCUUCCAGACCGCGUCUGUCCUCGAGGUCCUCUACUCCUUUUUCGGCAUCGUGCCGUCGAGUGUGACGCUCAAGGCGUUCCACGUGUCCUCGCGAAUCUUCCUACUGUGGGCCGUGGUGCACAGUGUGAGAGAGGUGCAGAACGAGGAGAGCACGCUGCUAUUCAUCGUGACGUGGAUGGUGACGGAGAUCGUGCGCUACUCCUUCUAUACGUUCACGCUUCUGCAGUACAUCCCGUACUGCGUCAAGUGGGCGAGAUACUCGUUCUUCAUUGUGCUCUACCCGUUGGGUGUGCUGGGCGAGCUGCUGACGAUCCACGCGGCGCUGCCCCACGUGCAGCGCAAGGGGCUCUACUCCAUCACGAUGCCCAACGCGCACAACUUCUCCUUCGACUACCACACCUUCCUCAUUGCCAUCAUGAUCGCCUACGUGCCUGGUGCGCUUGGCCAUCACAGCUGGGUCUGGCGGAUAGCAGUGGGGGCAUGGAAGGGGUGCUAUACCGACAAGGUCAAAUCAAUCAGGCUUCAUUCAGCUCUACGCGCAUCUGUUGCGGGAGAGGCGGCUGGUGCUGAGAGUCGUGCAGGAGCACAAGGUUGACUGAGCCUGGCCGCGCGGAACCCCCCGACCCCAAUUGUGACCCCGACCCCGCCGCGCAUGAGCUCGCGUGUGUUUUGCAUGGUCCCGCGGAGAGUGAGCUCCUACUUGAAUUGGACAAGUCACGUUUGGCCUUCUGAGGCGACUUUCCAACGUGGGCACACAAGAGAAUGAUCCCUCCUCUUGUAACUGAACAAUGGAGUACACCUCGUUGUCAUAGUAGUGGUAGGCCAUGUGUGCUGGCGCCACGGUACAAGAUCAUAAUAUUUGAUAAACUAUUGGCAAAUGUCUUAAUUGGAAAGAGACUAUAGCAACAUCGCCCCCCCCCCCGACUUGUCAGAUGCUAAUGCCCAUUUGUAGGCCUGUGCUCUGGGCACCUGACGCCACCGCACGAGGACAGCUGCCAGCGGGAUCCCUUGAGUUAGACUGCGGCAGGGCUUUGGAAUGGUGGAGAUGAGAUGUGAAGUAAGGCGGUUUGAGUUCCCGAGGUAUUCAAGCAAGUGCCCCAUCAAUGCAAAUCCAUACACUUAAUUGGUGGUCUGUUUAAACGUGGCUGCAUGUGCCAUAGGCAAUAAUUGUGGUCUGCUUGCAAGGACACAGGAGGAUAAGGAGUCGGUGCAGGGGUGGCAUGGUUCGCAAAGCUGAUCCGUGUAGCUUCCCCUCUCCCAGAGCCGCCAUGCGGCAGAGGUGGGACAAAGUCAUUGUUAUGCAAGUCCAAGUCGAGUCUGAAGUCAUCAAAUUCAUGACUCGAGUCUGACUCGAGUCCAAGUCACAUGACUCGAGUCCACACCUCAGAGGUGGGACAAAGUCAUUGUUAUGCAAGUCCAAGUCGAGUCUGAAGUCAUCAAAUUCAUGACUCGAGUCUGACUCGAGUCCAAGUCACAUGACUCGAGUCCACACCUCUGCCAUGCGGUACGGUUAGAGACGAAACGAGGCUUCUUGGUUGAAUGCUUUCAAAGGCAGCUUUUACCUUCUCAUGCAAUGGAUCCAUUUCAUUGUUGAAAUUAUCUCCGGGUUGUUAUUUAUUACAGAACACUUUGGAUUGCUGAUUUAUGCAGUCUAUUUCUCAAAAUAUACGGAUUCGAUGUGUCCAA